Phyllopteryx taeniolatus (common seadragon) is the source of this 3661-nucleotide messenger RNA. It is a transcript of the gene map7b, whose product is annotated as microtubule-associated protein 7b. Gene Ontology annotation, cellular component: microtubule cytoskeleton. Gene Ontology annotation, biological process: microtubule cytoskeleton organization. Lineage: Eukaryota; Metazoa; Chordata; Actinopteri; Syngnathiformes; Syngnathidae. The transcript is spliced from 20 exons. The record is from RefSeq and is a predicted model, not a curated record. The coding region runs from base 263 to 2671 and encodes 802 amino acids.
GUAGAUGGUCUCUCGUCACACGCUGUACUUUGCUCCUUUGCCCGGCCUCUCGACGUGUUACUCGGGACGGUGUGCCUUGCUGUUCCUGCUCCCUCGGCCAAAGUGCAGUAAUGUGCAGCCCACGGAAAUGGCUCCGAGCAUUAGCUUCUGUGCGUUCAUGUUGUCAUUGAGGAGAGUCUAUUAGAGGAUCAUCAUCAUCAUCUGGCAUCCACCACCACCACUACUGAGUCUCUUCAGGGGCUGGGAUGGCUUGAAGGCGGAGAUGCCAUGGAGGAAAGGGAGAGGACUGGGCUCAAAACCAAGGCAGAGGAAGAGAGGCAGCCGCUCAGCUAUCCCUACACUCUUCACAAUUACUGAGGAAGAGGAGGGACAGAGACUGAGAGAUGGUAUCAGGAAGAAGACCAAAGCAUCCUUCUAUAAAUUGGACGAUGGCAGAGUCUCUUCACCCGCCCGGCCAAGCUCAUCGCUCUCUGGACAAAUCUACUCUCCCACCCUGACCUCGACGCCCACUCCCACCCCCGCGGCCACCAGCAACAGCCCCAGCUGCAACACUCCACCACCCAAAAUAGACUCUUUGCUCUUCAACAAAACCGAUGAGAGACUGAGGCUGGCCCGUGAGCGUCGAGAGGAACGCGAGAAGCUGAAUGCCACCAAGGAGGCCCAGUGGCAGGCGCGAGAGGAGCGAGCCAGGCAGCACUACGAGAAGCACCUCGAGGAGAGGAGGAGGAAGCUGGAGGAGCAGCGGAUGAAGGAAGAGCAGAGACGAUUGGCUGUGGAGGAGAAGCGACGACAGAAACUGGAGGAUGACAAGGUUCGUCAUGAGGCUGUGAUGCGGCGGACUAUGGAGCGUAGUCAGGUGACCAGACCAAAGACCAACCGCUGGUCCUGGGGUGGACCUCUGCACCCCAACAGCUCCGGCUCGCCGACCGAUGCAGACAGGAGGUCUGUGUCCACGGUGAAUUUAUCCAAACAGCACGACGCCGUCAUGAUCAAGCGCCUGUCCUUGUCCUCUGCCACGCUCCUCCACUCGCCUGACCGAGGGUUAAAGGCGAGAACAACCUCUACCCCUGUCAUAAACAAAGCUCCGUCCAAAACCUGUCUAAACCAGGGGAUGACCACCCACCACAGAAACACAGGUCCACGCCGCCUUCCUCUGACACCCUGGGAGAGCAACAUGGUGAACCGCCUGCAGCAGCCCACGCACUCCUACCUGGCACGGAGUUGCAGUGCUGUGAGUCUCUCUGGAGAGCAAACAGCCAUGCUUGUGUGUCCUCGCUCAGUGUCCUGCCACCCCAUGGGCUCAUUGUCAUUCAAGACCCUGCAGGCCCACCCACUCUCUCACAGCCGCAGCCAUGACCGCAGCCUCAGCAGGGAGACGGCCUCAUCCGCGCCUGCCCGCAGGAGGACCACCGGGACCACACAGACACCGCAGAAGAACCGCGACUCUGCCAGGAAGUCAUGGAACAACCUGUCGCUGCCCCUGGGUCCUGCUCUUACCUUACCCCUCAAAUUGCGGUCCUCAUCACCCAUCAAAAGGAACAGUAAAUUAACAGCGCCCUCUCCUGGCAGGUCUCCUCACAAAAUCACAGCAUGCCCCCCAACCCCAAAGAUGCUCAAGUCUCCCGGGACAGAGCAUCCCGGAAACCUGCGCCCUGUCAAGGUGUCGCCUGAGAUUGUGCAGCCGUCAACGCCCAGCAAAACCCAAGAAGUGGAAGACGAGCAGGUCCUCAGUCCUCCCCAGCCGGCGGACCAUAACAAGACGGAGCAAAUGAUGACAACCACCACCAGCGACCCAGCUCUCAAGCCUUUUGCCGGGACCAUGGAUCGAGAGGAGGCAAGCCGCAUCCUAGCUGAGAACCGGCGACUGGUCCGCGGGCAGAGAGAGAGGGAGGAAGAGGAGCGAAGGCAGCAAGAGGAGCAGGCGAGGUUAGCCAAGGAGGAGAUUGCUCGCCGCAAGGCAGAGGAGCGAGUGAGGAGAGAGGAGGAUGCCCAGCGCCAAGCAGAAGAGAGGAGACUGAAGGAAGAGGAGGAGAGAAAGAUGGAGGAGGAGCGACUCCAGCAAGAGAGAGAGGAGGCAGAGAGAGCCCAGAAGCAGCGAGAGGAGGAAGAAUCUCGCCAGAAAGAGGAGACGGAGAGACUGAGGCAGGAGAGGGAGAAGCACUUCCAGAAAGAGGAAGCCGAGCGGCUGGAAAGGAAGAAGCGUCUGGAGGAGAUAAUGAAGAGGACCAGACGGUCUGACACAACAGAUAAGAAAGUAACCCCCAACAGAGACGGACUAGUGGCCGCCGCCUCACCGAGCCCAUCUGAAGGGACACCGACCCUGCAUCGUAAUGGCAACGGUUGCCAACCGGACCCCAACCUGACCGCCAGCACUGCCACAGUUUGCCCUCCUGUGCAGAGGGAGAACGGAGAGUUUGAGGAGGUGCUUGAACUGCUUUCGCAUCCCAGGUUGCAGGAAGAUGAGCUGCAGCAGCAGGAGGGAGAGGAAGACGAGGAGAGAGUUCCUGUCAUGGCCUUCAGGGAGAACGGCCUCCCAAAGCCUCUGGGCAGUGGAGUAGACGAUAGAGCAGCCCAGCAGGGAGCAGGCAACCAAUCAAAAUGGGAUCUGGUUAAUAAACGAAGACCAACGCCAGAGAUUAAAUAUCUGCUUCAACUAUCAGACGUUGCCUGACGGUGUGUCCGGACAGGAUGAGCCGACCAUGGAGAACCAGGAAGGAAGACUGUUGGAUGCGGAGGAUCAUGUGAAAUCCAAAAAAGGCUCUUAGAGCAUUGUAGACGUGCUCAAUUCCGCCUUUCAGGACACUUGCACGGUGACAAGAGCAUCCGUUUCCCCAAAGAUGGUAACCCCAAAGGUCGCCCUUAAAUAUCUCAGGAGAGGAUACUGAUUGAGGCAGUAUGUUUUUUUUGUUUUGUUUUUUUUGGGUUCUAUCCCUUUUCUGAAAUAACCACCAGAGGGGGAAUAUUUGAAAUUUACUCCACCAGUGACAGCAAACCAAGAUGAGUUGUAAAGUCUUUGAUUCUAAAACUUGAUGGUUUUUCUUCUUCCUAGUUUGACAGGCAACGUCAGCAAUGCGAGGUGAAAGCGGAACCUUUUUGUUUUCUUCAGAAAUGUUACAGGAAAAACGCGUUGGAAGAGGUUUGUGUCACGUGACAUUAAGCUGGUCUCAGUGUUUAAAAGAAAAAAGUAGUGAUUGGGGGCAAGGUGCUGGGUUGGACUAGGACGGGCUACUACAGAUCUAUUUAGAUUUUUGUUUUUUUUAGUUUAUUUAAUUGUUGUACAUAUCAAACUUUAUUGCUGUAACCCAACUUUCUGUUCAACAUACGCUCACGACGAGCUCCCGAGAUGUUAAAUCUCAUUCAUUUGAUUGUGAAUAUUUUGGCAUACAUGCUGCUAAUUGUUUUCGGACGCCUUACCACGUAUAAAGUUAAGAUGAUAAUCGAAAAACAACCUUUCCACUUGGACAUGCGUCUCGUGCAGUACUGCCAACAUGGAUGUUGGUAAAGAAGUGAGCUCACAAAUGGCUUAAACAGAAAUGUGUAUACCAUAUAGCAAUUCUAUAAAUAAUGUAUGAAAGUAAAUAUAUUUUACUAAGAACAACCAGAGUAAAAAGAGGAAAAUCUAUUCCAGCUGUAUUAUUUGAAAAUAAAUCUUUGACGUUAA